AAUCCGACUUUGAAAAUGAUUUACAUUUAUAUAAUAAACAAUAUAAACACAAAACGCAAUAUUAACAAAUCUAAAACAACAAACCCAAAAUCAACCCGAUAACCCGAACGAAACCCUAAAAUUAUACACAAGCCAAUGAUAUCGACCGGAAACAAAAAUCAAAAAUAAAAUGUAUAUCGCUUUUCAUAAAUUUUUUUUCCCAAAAACUGACAGUGACAGAAAGUCGAGGAUAGUGCAACAAUGGCGACGAUCACCAUGAAACCGAUCUCAAAAUGGUCCAAUCUUCCAUCAGACGUAUUAGCAUCGAUCGCCGAUCGUCUUGACCCAGAAAUUGGCAUAAUUCGACUUCAUUCUGUUUGCCGUUCAUGGCGUUCCUCAUUCCCCACCAUUCACUCCACCAUUAAUUUCCCUCUCAAGCUCCCUAUACCACUCUCCUCUUCUCAUCCAUCCCCAAAUUUUCUCUUUCUUCAUCAACGUACUAUUUAUUUUCUUCCUCUUAAAACCCCAAUCAAUGAAGGUUUCAUCAUUAAACUUGAGCAAAUACAAAACACCCACAAAACCUUUUCUCUUUGCAACCCACUUUCUGCUCAUCCUAAACCUUCUCAACCCAAUUCCCCUCUAAAUAUCCUUGAUCACAGACUUACCCAUGUUUGUAAUUCGUAUUUUAUUCAUUCAAAUGAUGAAUCUAUAAACAUUCCGAUUAAAAAAGUAGUCGUCGCGAAGAAUUUUUUCGAAAAAGGUGAUUUUGUUGUUUUGGGUUUGAAAUUUAGUGGGAAUUUGUUAAUAUGGAGAUUUGGGGAUGAAUGUUGGACUGAAAUUGCUGCUUCUGGGCGUUGUUUUGAUGAUAUUAUAAGUUUUAAAGGAAAGUUUUACGCGACUGCUGAUAGGAAAGGGAGACUUGUGAUGAUUGAUUCUAAUUUGAAACCUAUUGAUCUAGUUUCAAGACUAAUGUAUGGUAAUGGUAGUUCUACAAGUUUGGUUGAAUGUGAUGGCAAUUUGUAUUUAGUUGAUCGUGAUCUUGAAAAUGGAGGGUCAGGAUUUGGGGUCUUUAAGUUAGAUGAUAAGGGUAGGUUUUGGGAUUAUGAGCUGAAUUUGAACGAUUGUGUGUUCUUUCUGGGUGAUGAUGCAAAUUUUUCAUUGUCUAUGAAUCAUUAUAAUGGAUGUGUAAGAAAUGUAAUUUACUUCAAGGAUGAUGAAUUUGAUGGACUGACUCGAGUUUUCGAAAUGAAUACAAGUAAUACUAGUGUUUUGGAAGAUGCUGAGGAUUUUUGCAGACUAUACUGGCCUCCCCGGAGUUGGUUUGAUGACUUAUUUCGAUCUCGAUGAUUGGGGUUGAUGAACAUUAAAAAGCCUCAGAGGAAUCCUUCCUCGAGUUCUCCAAAUGUCGGAUUGUACGCUUUCUCCAAAAAACAGAAUGAUCGUUCAAGAAAAUAUUGUACUCGUCUGAGUACCACCUUACCUUGUCUUAGCAAGACCAAGCAAGACUCCAUUCAAAGCUCCUCUUUAUGCUAAUUCAAACGAGUUACAGCUUGUCCGAAACUGUGUUGCUGCCUGAGCUCUUGUAUUGCUCUUUCAAGCUCAUACGCUUCUCAUGCGAGUGCGUGUGCUGACUGCUGAUAUCUCGAGCACCAAUGUCGCGCAUCUUAGUACUUGUAUUGCUCGUUGAGCACUCAUGUCCCAUCAACAAACUACUGUCUUCCUUCGUCAAAAUAAUCAUCCGAGAAUGAGAGUUGCUUGUUCGGGCAUCUCUUCCCUGCCAGCCAUUGCUUUAUGCUACACAUUUUUCAUCCUUUGCUUUGCUUGGGUCCACGGGUAUAAUAGGAUGAGAUGGACUUGGAAUUACAAUCAUGGAAUAUGUGGGUUGAUAUAGAAAGAUCAUGAAGGUUUUGCUCAGUAGAUGCAACACUAAGCUUGUCGCACUCUGCUUACUCUAUAUAAUUGUGCAUUUUAUCUCUUUUCUUGACAUAUGUUUCUCCCGCAAUUCCCAACUAAUUUUUGCCACUCUUCCUUGUAAGCUUAUCGUAUUUGUAUUGAUGGCAUGUUUGUUUAGGUUCGUUGAUGCAAUCUUUACUUGUGGCUUCUGAUUUUCAUUUCAACGCUGCAACCUCCUUGUUAUGCAUGCACCUAGCCUGCUUUCUGAUCAGAGUUUCUUGUAAUCCAGAGUGCUGGGUGGAUUUAUAUGCUCAAUGGUUUAAUCGCUUGAUAAAUCCUACAAUAAUCCCAUCUAUUAAUUUACCAUGAAUAAUACUAACUUUGAGGGGCAUUUUCCUAGAGUAAAUCUGGUACCGAUGACUUGCUAUAACAAGUUUUAUUUUUCAAUAAAAAAGAUAAAUAAAAAUAACAUGUGGAAAAAAAUGUUGAAAUAACAUUAAAAAAAAUUUAUGACUUUUUAAUUAUUCAUAAUUUUUUAUGUAAAUUUUCAAAAUCUUUCUCUAAUUAUACAUUAAUUUUCAGUUAAAUUUUUUUGUGAAUGGUACCUACUAUAGUAGGUCAUCGGGUUACUCAAGUUUAGUCUAGGCAAAUACCCUCUAAAGUUGGGAUUAUUCAUAGUUGUUCAAUAUGUGAGAUAAUUGUAGAAAUUGGAUUAUUCUAAGUAAUUUUUCCUAAAAUAUUUCACAUAAUUAUCAAAUAACCAAGGUAGAAUUGCCAUGUUUCUGCGUUAAUUUAUCUUGGUUCAUAUAGCCAACUCUAUAUUCGACGUUUAUUUUAAUCAUGUUCUACUUUGAAGGAGUAUGAUUUAAACUCCUAAUAUAUACAAUUAAAUCAGAAUGUAAACAUUUAUUUCAGGGGUGUUUGUAUAUCUU
This is a messenger RNA of Amaranthus tricolor (Joseph's coat), 2804 nucleotides long. Its product is annotated as putative F-box protein At1g65770. The transcript is spliced from 2 exons. Bases 241 to 1326 code for a protein of 361 amino acids. The record is from RefSeq and is a predicted model, not a curated record. Gene Ontology annotation, molecular function: protein binding. Lineage: Eukaryota; Viridiplantae; Streptophyta; Magnoliopsida; Caryophyllales; Amaranthaceae.